AUGCCAGGAUGGGAGUGGUGCAGAAAUGAUACAAAUGAAGUUAGAGGCAGAAUUUGGGUUGUAUGGAAUCCUACUAUGGUCAAAUUCACAAGGGUGGAAUCAUCAGUUCAAUAUGUACAUGGCCUGGUAGAUAUGCAGCAAAGUGGUUUUAAGUUUCUAUUCACAGCAGUGUAUGGUCUGCACACCAUAGCUACCAGGAGCUCAUUAUGGGAAAAGGUAAAACAGCUAAGCACACACAUCAGGGAACCAUGGAUGAUCAUGGGAUAUUUUAACUCAAUUUUUGCACAAGAGGAUAGACCCAUUGGGAGUCAAGUACAGCUGGAAGAAACCAAAGAUUUUAGAGAAUGCAUGAUUCACAGUAAUAUCACAGAACUACACACAGUAGGGAGGCAAUAUACAUGGAAUAAUGGGCAUAUGUUUAGUAGGAUAGACAGAGCACUGGUGAAUGAUGAAUGGGUAAUCAGAAUGCCACCUUUACAAGGGAUGGUGAUGGAGCCCCUAUUCUCAGACCACUCCCCUCUGAGUAUAGAAGUAGAAACACAAAGAGACUUAAGGAAGAAGCCAUUUAGAUUUUAUAACUGCUUAGCACAACAUCCUGAUUUCAAACCCACAAUACAGACAAGCUGGCAACGACAAAAUGGAGGAAUGCAAAGGGUGUGGAAUAAUCUGAAGAUUGUAAGAAGAGAAAUGCAACAUUUAAACAACAAGGAGUAUAUAGGGGUCACAGGAAAGGUCCAACAGUUACGAAGCAAACUUAUGGCCAAACAGAAUCAAAUGCAAAAUACACCUAUUCCACAACACAUGAUAGAAGAAAAGAAGGAGAUGAGGGCACAAUUGACCAAAUGGAGCUUAAUUGAAGAGUCCAUUUAUAAACAAAAGUCUCGAAUGCAAUGGCUCAAAUUGGGGGACUCAAACACUGCAUAUUUCUUUGCAAGUAUGAAAGGAAGGAAAACUGAGAAUCAAAUCAUAAUGCUCACCAAAGAAGAUGGCACAAUCAUCAGGAAUCUAGAUGACAUUACAAAAGAAGUUGUGGGGUUUUACAAAGGGCUGUUAGGAAAAUCAAUUUCACCCAUGCCAACCAUGCACCCAGCAGCAAUGAGAGAUGGCCCUGUGCUCACUAGAACACAACAACUUGCACUCAUACAACAUUUUACUACAGAGGAUGUCCUAACAGCACUCAAAGGAAUUUAUGAUAAUAAAGCACCAGGAGGAGCAGAUGGUUUCAAUGCACACUUUUUCAAACAUACAUGGACAACAAUAUGA
Molecule: messenger RNA, 1263 nt
Organism: Solanum tuberosum (potato)
Lineage: Eukaryota; Viridiplantae; Streptophyta; Magnoliopsida; Solanales; Solanaceae
Exons: 1
Coding region: 1-1263 (420 amino acids)
Source: RefSeq, a predicted model, not a curated record